UCUCCCGUAUCCAGGGCAGCCUCUGCGGGAAUUGGCGAGCCGUACUUCAGACCCCGCGGACCUCCCGGCGAUCACGCCGCCGGCCUGCGCGGCGUACGGCUAGGGCGGCCCCCAGGUUUCCGUGGAAACCCCCCGCCUCGGUAAGGACCGAGGAGGAGGAGGAGGAAGGAGGAGAGGGCCGCCUCGCGCUUCCAGCUGGCCUGCCACAGAAGUCCUCCAGCCACAGCCAAAGAAAAUAUCCCCAGGGAGGAGGAGGUGGAGACGAGUGGUCAGCGGUCCCGGAGUCCGGCCCCGGCGGGGGGCGGAGAGCGCGAGGGGGAGGAGCGGACGUGAGCGAGGAGGAAGGCGGAGGAAGUGACUGAAUGUGGACUGCGAAGCCGGGCGGCCGUCACGUGCGGGGCCCGGGCCGGGCGACGGACGGCGGUCGGGCCCUCGGGGGGACGAGCGGAAAGUGACCGUGGCCCGGGGCCCGUCCCCGGCCCCCCGCGGGUGGGUGAGGUCGGCCCUCGGGUCCGGCCGGCGGCCCGCCGGAGAGGCGGCCCGGGCUCGGGACCUGUUCCGCGAAGCAGGGAGUCGGCGGCCCGGCCCUUCAGCGAUGCUUUCGCUGAAGAAAUACUUAACGGAAGGACUGAUCCAGUUCACCAUCCUGCUGAGCCUGAUCGGGGUGCGGGUGGACGUGGACACCUACCUGAGCUCGCAGCUGCCCCCGCUGCGGGAGAUCAUCCUGGGCCCCAGCUCGGCCUACACCCAGACGCAGUUCCACAACCUGCGCAACACCUUGGACGGCUAUGGCAUCCACCCCAAGAGCGUAGACCUGGACUAUUACUUCACGGCCCGCCGGCUCCUCAACCGGGUGAGGGCCCUGGACAGGUUUCAGGUGCCCACCACCGAGCUGAACGCCUGGCUGGUCCACCGGGACCCCGAGGGCUCCGUGUCGGGCCCCCAGCCCAGCGCGGGCCUGGUCCUCGAGGGCACCAACGGCCUCCAGGACGUGACGGGGCCGGAUGGCGCGCCGGCCCGCGAGAGCGAGGCGGAGCCGGGCUUCGGGGAGGCCCUGGAGGACCUCGGGGCCGUGGCCCCCGCCGGAAACGGGGAUCUGACCAAAGAGGACAUCGAUUUGAUUGACAUUCUGUGGAGACAGGAUAUCGAUCUCGGCGCCGGGCGCGAGAUUUUUGACUACGGCCACCGCCAGAAAGAGAGCGAGGCGGACAAGGAGUUGAGCGACGGGGGAGAGCACGGGGCCGGCUGGGCCGAGGGCGGCGAGCCCCCGGCCGGGGACCUGCUGGCGGAUGGAGAGACGGGCGAGAGCUUCCCCGCCCAGGUGCCGGGGGUGGAAGACCAGACGGCCUUAUCCCUAGAGGAGUGUCUUAGGCUGCUGCUGGAGGCCACCUUCCCCUUUGGGGAGAACGCAGAGUUUCCAGCGGCCGCCCCCUCGGACGAGACGGAAGCCGGGCCCCGCGCCGCCGAUUCCCCGGCCCUGGGCCGCCAGCUCCUGUCCCCGCUGCUGCCUGACCCCGAGCCCGAGUCCGAGUCCGCCUUGGAGCUGGAGCAGCAGUGGCAGGACCUCAUGUCCAUCAUGGAGAUGCAGGCCAUGGAGGUGAACCCCCUGGGGAGCGACGGCCUGUUCGACCCGACGGCCGGCGACCCGCUGAGCGGCGACUACGGCCUGGCCCCCGACCCGCCCAUCACCCAGAACGUCAGCCUGCAUCAGGCCUCCCUGGGGGGCUGCGCCCAGGACUGCGCCCUGUUCGGCGGGGGCGCGGCCGAGAGCGCGAGCCCCCCGCCGGCCCGGGCCGGGCCCCCCCUGCUCCCGCUGACGCCGCCCGGCAACGCCACCGGCCUCAACUCCACCUUCGGCGCCACCAACCUGACGGGCCUCUUCCUCCCGCCGCCGCCGCCGCCGCCGCCGCUGCUCAACGGCUCGGCCAACGGGACGUCCGGCCCCGAGCUGCCCGACCCGCUGGGCGGCCUCCUGGACGAGGCCAUGCUGGACGAGAUCAGCCUGAUGGACCUGGUGAUCGAGGAAGGCUUCAACCCCGUGCAGGCUUCGCGGCUCCGGGAGGAGCUGGACUCGGACUCGGGGCUCUCCCUGGACUCCAGCCGCAGCCCCGCCUCCUCGAGCGGCUCCCCCUCCUCGUCGUCCUCGUCGUCCUCGUCGUCCUCCUCCUCGUCGUCGUCGUCCGAGGAAGGGGCCGUCGGCUACAGCUCCGACUUGGAGACCCUGGACCCGGAGGAGGCGGAAGGGGCGGUGGGCGGCUACCGGCCCGAGUACAGCAAGCUGUGCCGCAUGGACCCCCGCGGCCCGGCCCCGCCGCGCCCCUUGCCUUACCUGGAGCACGUGGACCACAACCACACGUACAACAUGGUGCCCGAGCCCGGCGAGGAGAAGCGGGCCGACUUCCUGGACAAGCAGAUGAGCCGGGACGAGCACCGGGCCCGGGCCAUGAAGAUCCCCUUCACCAACGACAAGAUCAUCAACCUGCCCGUGGAGGAGUUCAACGAGCUGCUGGCCAAGUACCAGCUGAGCGACGCCCAGCUGGGCCUGAUCCGCGACAUCCGCCGGCGGGGCAAGAACAAGAUGGCAGCCCAGAACUGCCGCAAGCGCAAGCUGGACACCAUCCUCCACCUGGAGCGGGACGUGGAAGACCUGCAGCGGGACAAGGCGCAGCUGCUCAGGGAGAAGGUGGACUUCCUCAAGUCCCUGCGCCAGAUGAAGCAGAAGGUGCAGAGCCUGUACCAGGAGGUGUUCGGCCGGCUGCGGGACGAGAACGGGCGGCCCUACUCCCCCAGCCGCUACGCCCUGCAGUACGCCAGCGACGGCAGCGUCCUCCUCAUCCCCCGGGCCCUGGCCGACCAGCGGGCCCGGAGGCAGGACCGCAAACAGAAGGACAGGAGGAAGUGAGCCCCGGGACGGGAGGGAGAAGAAGCAGCUCACCGCCGGGCGAGGACGAGGAGGAGGAGGAGGAGGAGGAG
Messenger RNA from Tachyglossus aculeatus (Australian echidna), 2973 nucleotides. It is a transcript of the gene NFE2L1, whose product is annotated as nuclear factor, erythroid 2 like 1. Gene Ontology annotation, cellular component: nucleus. NCBI's taxonomy places the organism in Eukaryota, Metazoa, Chordata, Mammalia, Monotremata, Tachyglossidae. Gene Ontology annotation, molecular function: RNA polymerase II cis-regulatory region sequence-specific DNA binding; DNA-binding transcription factor activity, RNA polymerase II-specific. The record is from RefSeq and is a predicted model, not a curated record. Gene Ontology annotation, biological process: regulation of transcription by RNA polymerase II.